CCUUUUGUUUGAGUGUUUCCUCGUAUCAAACGUGCAUUUGUGUUGCAGGUCGGUCUUUUUUGCAGGGUCAUCAGCUGGAGACCACCGCUCUGUAACCCAGAACAUGUCCUGGUGGCAGGGCGGUGAACGUGGACAGCUUCCCUGUUUGCUUCCUGCAGCCUUGCUCCCUGACAUCCUGAGUCUUCAAGUAGCCGUGUUGUUGAAGCUCCAACAAAACCACCAGGUAGAGCUUCACACUCCAUCCUUCAACGUCACUCUGCAACCAGGUCGCCACAUUUUCCCUCUUCCUCUAGUGGGCAGCCUCCAACCGCUCCUCCCAUGGCACUGUGAGCUCCAGGAGGAAGGCAGAUCUUCCAACCAAGGACAACAGAACCAAAUCUGGCUGCAGGAUGGUGCUGCAGAUUUCUUCUGGAAAGUGUCUACCCAGGUCCACUUCGAUCCUGCACUCCAGCCCUGGAGCUGGAGCAGCUCAGGCUGGGGAGGUUCCUCUGAGAGUCUGAAGACAUGAGAGAGAGAGAGAGAGAGGAGCAGACCUCUGUCACAUCGCUCUCUUUAAGGCCACCUGACUCUGAAACAACAACAUUAAUCUGAUCUCACAGAGGACAGGAGUUGCUGAUCUACCUCGGCCUCAGUCGAUUGGUUGGCUGGGACAGUCUGACCGAGGAGCAGCUCUCCUCCUCCGGCUGGACUCUUCAGACCACUGCGCUGUUUAACGAUCCGGACUCCACUCUGAGAAAUGUCUAAGGGCACGCUGCGGGACCUGCAGCUGGCUCUGCAGCUGAAGAUCGAGGAGCUGCGGCAGAGAGACUCUCUGAUCGACGAGCUGGAGCUGGAGCUCGACACCAAAGACGAUCUGAUCCGGCAGCUGCAGGUGGAGCUGGACCGGCACCGCAGCGCCCCCACGCAGACCGCCAACACAGGGGAGACCUCGCCCAGUACAGGAGCAGCUGUUCAGCCUCCAGCGGCUCCUGAUGAACCUCAGCGCACAAAGAGACAGGCCAUCUCUGCAGAGCCCACGGCGCUGGACCCCUCCCAGCUCACCGACGUCACGCUCACCAGCUACUGCAAGAGCAAAGAGUCCAGCGAGCUGAUCCAGAGAGCUCUGAUGGACAACGACUUCAUGAAGCACCUGGAACACGGACAGAUCCUGACCAUCAUGGACUGCAUGCACCCCACCUGUCUGGCCAAAAGCUGCUGUGUGAUCCAGGAGGGGGACGACGGCUCCAUGGUCUACGUCCUGGAGGAGGGGAUGGUGGAGGUGACCAAACAAGGACAGAAACUCUGCUCCAUCGGUCCGGGCAAAGUCUUUGGAGAGCUGGCGAUUCUCUACAACUGCACGCGCACAGCAACAGUUACAGCUCUGACCGACAUCAAGCUCUGGGGCAUCGACCGUCAGGGUUUCCAGACCAUCAUGAUGAGGACCGGUCUCAUCAAACACUCCCAGUACACGGACUUCCUCCGCAGCGUUCCCUCGUUCCAGGCGCUCCCCGAGGACAUCCUCAGCAAACUGGCUGAUGUUUUGGAGGAGACUCAUUACAGCGACUGUGAUUACAUUAUCCGUCAGGGAGCCACCGGAGACACGUUCUUCAUCAUCAGCGAAGGACAGGUCAAAGUCUCUCAGCAGAACUCGGCCAAUGAGGAGCCGACGGAGGUGAAGAGUCUCUCUAAGGGGGACUGGUUUGGGGAACAGGCUCUGAAAGGCGAGGACGUCCGCACCGCCAGCGUGACGGCCGUGGGAGACGUCACGUGUCUGGUCAUUGACAGAGAGUCCUUCAAACAGCUGAUCGGUGGACUGGAUGGCGUCAACAACAAGCAGUACGACAACAGCGAGGUCAAGGCCAAGCUGCAGGCCGAGGCAGACUUCUUCUCCAGAGUGUCUCUGAACGACAUCAACAUCGUGUGCACUCUGGGGAUGGGAGGCUUCAGCCGAGUGGAGCUGGUGCAGCUAAAGAACGACACGAGCCGAUCGUUCGCCCUCAAAGUGUUGAAGAAGCGUCACAUCCUGGACACCAGCCAGCAGGGACACAUCCUGUCAGAGCGCAACAUCAUGAUGGAGGCGCACAGUCCCUUCAUCAUCAGGCUGUACCGGACCUUCAGAGACUCUAAAUAUCUCUACAUGCUGCUGGAGGCGUGCCUGGGAGGUGAGCUGUGGACUCUGCUGAGGGACAGGGGAUCGUUUGACGACGGCAUCACUCGUUUCUACACCGGCUGUGUGAUCGAGGCUCUGGCCUUCCUGCACUCCAGAGGGAUCAUCUACAGAGACCUGAAACCGGAGAACAUCAUCCUGGACCACAGAGGAUACGCCAAGCUGGUGGACUUUGGAUUCGCGAAGAAGGUGGGCCUGGGUAAGAAGACCUGGACCUUCUGUGGGACCCCGGAGUACGUGGCCCCUGAGAUCAUCCUGAACAAAGGACACGACAACUCAGCGGACUGCUGGUCUCUGGGAAUCCUGGUCUUUGAGCUGCUCAGUGGCAGUCCUCCAUUUUCUGGAUCUGACCCCAUGAAGACCUACAACAACAUCCUGAGAGGCAUCGACAUGAUCGAGUUCCCCAAGAAGAUCACAAAGAGCGCCGCGAACCUCAUCAAACGUCUCUGCAGGGACAAUCCUUCAGAGCGGCUCGGGAACCAGAAGAAUGGCGUGAAGGACAUCCAGAAACACAAGUGGUUCGAGGGAUUUAACUGGGACGGACUCCGGCAGGGGACCAUGGACUCUCCGUUCACGCCCGCGGUGGAGGGACCGCUGGACAACCGCAACUUUGACUUCUUCCCCGAGGACGCAGACGACCCGCCCCCCGACGAGGAGUCCGGGUGGGACCUGGAGUUUUAGAGGGAGCAGCUCAGAGAGGGGGAGCGAAGCCAUAUCAGACAGGGUUUAAAAUCUAGACUUCUAAUAUCUGAAGAAAGAGAUCAUCACACAUCAGAAACAAAGCCUUACUGUUUCAAGUCAUCCAGAGAGGAGACGACGUGCUGCUUCAUGCUGAGGAACAGUCUUCAGAAUGAACUCAUCAUUUUACAAAGAACACAUUUUAAAACUCCCUCAAAUAUCAGACUGAGUGAUGAAACAUCCUGCAACACGGCUGCUGACAGACGGGGGAUCAUGAGAACUUAAACUCACAGAGGGUCCUACGGUUUAACGAAGACGCAGCGGUCUGUGUGUCCAAAUGUGGACACACAUCGAGUCUCAGGGAAGAACUCACUCCUACUGCGACCAAGACCUUCCCAUCAUCUGCCUCACUUCCUCUCAACAUCCAAUCCUUUUACUCUUGUGAUCUUCAAGCACAAACACACACACAUACAGUUCUGCAGCUCCGUGCAGUUUGCUCUUGUUUUGUGGCAGACCGAGUAAACAAGCUGUCGGCAUCUCCUCUCCCUGCUGCACAGAGCUGCGCUGUGCGCUCUCAUCCUGAAGGAGCUUAACUCUGUCCACAAACAGACGAUGACCCCUCUUAUCAGAGGAGUGUGAAGUCAGUUCAUGACAGAUGCAGAUUUAAGUGUUUGUGACGCAGCUAGUUGUCGUGUGUUAACGGCUUCAUGCGUGGAAAAUCGUGCAUGUGUCAGGAUCGUUCAAUCCUUCGCCUCAUGAUGCACAAUGUCGUAAAUCAUCACCUUACAUGUUUCAACCGCAGUGACUCCGCCCACUUCAUGUUCAUACCUUUAUUGAAGUUUUACCCCAAAAAAUGACAAUGAAAGAAUAAUAGAUGUUAUGUUAUUUGAAAGAUUAGGACUUUAUUCCUGAAAGAUUAGGACUUUAUUCCUGAAAGAUUAGGACUUUAUUCCUGAAAGAUUAGGACUUUAUUCCUGAAAGAUUAGGACUUUAUUCUUGAAAGAUUAGGACUUUAUUCCUGAAAGAUUAGGACUUUAUUCCUGAAAGAUUAGGACUUUAUUCCUGAAAGAUUAGGACUUUAUUCCUGAAAGAUUAGGACUUUAUUCCUGAAAGAUUAGGACUUUAUUCCUGAAAGAUUAGGACUUUAUUCCUAUAAGAUUAGGACUUUAUUCUUGAAAGAUUAGGUCUUAAGUCCUGAAAGAUUAGGACUUAAUUCCUGAAAGAUUAGAACUUUAUUCCUGAAAGAUUAGGACUUUAUUCUUGAAAGAUUAGGUCUUAAGUCCUGAAAGAUUAGGACUUUAUUCCUGAAAGAUUAGGACUUUAUUCCUGAAAGAUUAGGACUUUAUUCCUAUAAGAUUAGGACUUUAUUCCUGAAAGAUUAGAACUUUAUUCCUGAAAGAUUAGGACUUUAUUCCUGAAAGAUUAGGACUUUAUUCCUGAAAGAUUAGGACUUUAUUCCUCAACGAUUAGGACUCUAUUCCUGAAAGAUUAAGAGUUUAUUCCUGAAAGAUUAGGACUUUAUUCCUGAAAGAUUAGGACUUUAUUCCUGAAAGAUUAGGACUUUAUUCCUCAAA
Molecule: messenger RNA, 4398 nt
Organism: Notolabrus celidotus (New Zealand spotty)
Lineage: Eukaryota; Metazoa; Chordata; Actinopteri; Labriformes; Labridae
Product: cGMP-dependent protein kinase 1-like
Exons: 23
Coding region: 737-2827 (696 amino acids)
Biological process (GO): protein phosphorylation
Molecular function (GO): cGMP-dependent protein kinase activity; ATP binding
Source: RefSeq, a predicted model, not a curated record